Messenger RNA from Clonostachys byssicola, 1965 nucleotides. The record is from the annotation of a GenBank genome assembly. Lineage: Eukaryota; Fungi; Ascomycota; Sordariomycetes; Hypocreales; Bionectriaceae.
AUGGAGUCACUUCCUGGAAGAGCGGUACAUUCAAAAUCACGCAACGGCUGUUUGCGUUGCAAGGCCAAGAAGACAAAAUGCGACGAGAGGAAACCCGCUUGCGCCCGCUGCGAGAGUCGCGGGUUCCAAUGCCCUGGUUAUGCAUUGAAUGUGCGAUGGUCCCAAAAGCAUCAAGGCCAAACAGAGAGACCAUAUGCCAGAGGCCAGAGGGCAGCCAAAAGUCCGGACGCCGUCUCAUUCCGCAAUAUGCAGGCUGAACCCAUUGCUCCGGGACAUACUACCCAUGCUGCCAGUGAUACAGGCCCGGGCAGUCUGCAUUCCGGCUCACUGAUCAACUCUCCUUCAGCUUGGGACUUCCUAUUACCAGAUCAACUCUUUGAUUUCCAGGCCUCUUCCGAACAGUCAUUCAUGGUUGGCGAUGAUCCGUCAGCUACAAUAGCACACAAUGCCUUCUUAGGUUGUACUUCUGCAGAAUCCGUAUGGGGUACCACCAGCGACGCCUCUACAGUUUCGCCAACUGUUGACACAAUGCUCUCUCUAGGGCAAAGGCGCCUACCAGAUCCCAACCUAGCUCUGUCGACCCUUAUGGAACGACCUACUUCCAUGCAGUCUUCCUUUGGGAUGCAGCUUGAUGUCAGCCGCAUAGCCGCAAGUCCCCCACGCGAGCUUUCUCAUAUGCCCACUGUUCUAGCGGAGCAUUUCUUCCGUGAGGUCAUCACCCUGUAUUGCACCUGGGAUAGUAAAUCAAACACGAUGCGGAAUAUUGUUGAAAGAAGGUGGCAGUCAUCAGGGGUUCUUCAUCACACUAUCCAAAGCAUGGCUGCAGCAUGUCUGUCAGAAGAUUUCCCCCAUUUCGCCCCUAUUGCGGCCAAAGAACACGCAAAUGCCCUUCAGUACAUCCAAGAUAUCUCGUCACCGUCAUCUACACCAAGCGAGGAGAAACUUUUAGCGUCGACAAUGCUGGGGCAUACGGCUAGCUGGCUCAACCCCCAAAAUCUUGCGACAGACAUGUUCAGAGUCAGCUGUGACAUGGUCAGGGAGCUUCCUACAGAUGGCGAAGAUGCCGACUGCAAAUCAUUCUUCAGCGACACCAUGGAUUACUGGGCAAUGCUCUUGGUCUAUUUGACAGACAGAAAGAACCUCGGCACCUAUACAACUGAGCCAGAGGUACCAGUCACGGGAACCUCUGAUCCGUCUGAGCCCAUCGAGCCUCAUCCUUAUUCAGGCCUUUCAAGAGAGACGGUGAAGCUCCUCACAGAAGUGGGAAUGCUCAUUUUUCAGUAUCGAAAGCACAUAUCUAAUGUGAAGUUCAUGACGGAGAGAGAUCUGGACGUCUUUCGACAGUCAUUGCGGGACGCACGCCGAUUUGAACGGAGACUGCUCGCUCACCGCACACCUCACCUCUCAUUCGUCAAAGAUACGGGGGAUCCCAAGACCUCCCUGAUCCAUCUGCAACUAAUUGACGAAGCCUACAGGUGCACAGGUUUGCUACAGCUUUACCGCGUGUUCCCCGAUCUGUUGAAUGAGCGUUAUGCUCCUUGGGAUGAGCAGCUUAUUCUCCAGCCAGUCCCUUCUGAAACGGUCCCCAGCGCCCAAGAGAGGCAGACUUGGUUGACCAAACUGGCCAUUCAUAUCUUGAAUAUCCUCCGGGAGAUACCGUUCGAGUCCCGAACCCGCAGCGUGCAACCCUUCAUCAUGGUCUCAUCUGCAAGCGAGCUCAAACAUGACGAUUUGAGUCACGCGGAUGGUAAUCUGGGUGUGAGUCAGUUCUCGAUCGAAGUAGCGCGGGCACGUAAAUUCAUAAGCUCCCGGCUGGCAGCAUAUACUCAUAUUUUGUCUUUGCGUAAGAUAAGAGUUAUCUUCGAACUGAUUCGGUCAAUCUGGUCGGCGCUGGAUGCUGGAGAGAAGGAUGUGUAUUGGUUGGAUGUGGCGUAUGAGAAGCAGCUUGGAACGAUGAUGGGCUGA